ACGUCUCAGGCGGACUGUAACUCGGUGGGUUUUACUUCGCAAUCCCCCGUGAGGCUCAUGCGGUGAAGCUGGGCAACGAUGCGUCCAUUUCUCAAAAUGUGAGCGUCAAGCCAGGGCUCAGUUUAUUCUCUAACAUUCAACGCCACCCGGACGUGUGCUCAAGACGAGCACAAUUUGUUUUUUUUUUUUCUUUUUAACCCCAACAAAUACUGAGUGACCUCGUAAAGGGCAGUUCUAACGCUUGUUUUUUCAUUUACGAUACUUCGCAGUACUCCGAAAGCAGGCUCCCUUUCAUUCGCAGCAACAUAUCUUUAUUCCAAACACGCUUUUAAUAGAACAGGAUAAAAGCUAAAAACGGAGUAGUGCCAAACUCAACGGUCAGAGAGUCCUGUCGACCAAGAGCAGAAACCGUAUCCGACCACCACCGCCUUGUGAUCGGUCGUGCUCGAGAUUGAUUCUGGGCCGUAAUUUGGAGAGAAAAUCACGAAAAGACAAGCACCAGAGAAAACACUGCAAAAAUUUUAUCCUCCUCAGAAAGUGGGUUUUUCCCUAUGCGAAAAAGAAAUCGACUGAAAGGUCCUCGGAACUGAGAAAUCCGAGGAGCAGAGGAGAAUAUAUUUCCCACCCAAGGACUAGUAAGUUGGUAAUUGAAUACUAUAAUGGAUGAUAAAUACAACAUUGAGGCUGCUGAAAUUCUUGCCAACAAUGCCCUGCAUUUGCCAAUUACGCAGGCAGCACCAAUAUAUGAACAGCUUUUGUCAGUCUUUCCCACCGCUGCAAAGUAUUGGAAGCAGUAUGUGGAGGCAAAUAUGUUAGUUAAUAAUGAUGAUGCUACCAAACAAAUAUUUAGCCGAUGCUUAUUGAAUUGUCUUCAAGUUCCCCUUUGGCAAUGCUACAUUCGAUUUAUCAGGAAGGUUAAUGAAAAGAAGGGCGUAGAGGGUCAAGAAGAGACCAGAAAAGCUUUUGAUUUUAUGCUCAACUAUGUUGGAGUGGAUAUAGCAUCUGGGCCUGUAUGGAUGGAGUAUAUCACCUUCUUAAAAUUAUUACCGGCUACAAGCCCUCAGGAAGAGUCACAACGGAUGACUGCAGUUCGGAAGGCUUACCAAAAAGCUAUUCUUACUCCAACCCAUCACAUUGAACAACUAUGGAAGGAGUAUGAGAAUUUUGAAAAUUCUGUCAGCCGUCAAUUGGCAAAAGGACUUAUAUCUGAAUAUCAACCGAAGUAUAACAGUGCUAGGGCUGUAUAUAGGGAACGAAAGAAAUACGUAGAUGAAAUUGACUGGAAUAUGCUUGCAGUACCUCCAACUGGCUCUUCCAAGGAAGAGCAACAAUGGAUGGCAUGGAAGAGGCUUCUAAGCUUUGAAAAGGGAAACCCUCAAAGGAUAGAUGCUGCAUCCUCUAACAAGCGAAUUAUAUUCACCUAUGAACAGUGUCUGAUGUAUUUAUACCAUUAUCCUGAUAUGUGGUACAACUAUGCUACAUGGCAUGCAAAAAGUGGUUCCACAGAGGCUGCAAUCAAGGUUUUUCAGCGAGCAGUGAAGGCCCUUCCAGACUCAGAUAUGCUGAAGUAUGCCUAUGCAGAGCUGGAGGAAUCCCGUGGAGCGAUCCAAUCUGCGAAGAAAUUAUAUGAAAGCCUCUUGGGUGAUGGUGUUAAUACUACUGCACUAGCACAUAUACAAUUUAUUCGUUUUCUUAGGAGGAAUGAAGGUGUUGAAGCAGCUCGCAAGUAUUUCUUAGAUGCUCGCAAAUCCCCUACUUGCACAUACCAUGUUUAUGUUGCCUAUGCUUUGAUGGCAUUUUGUCUUGACAAGGAUCCAAAGGUUGCCCACAAUGUUUUUGAAGCAGGAUUGAAACGUUUUAUGCAUGAACCUGUAUAUGUUCUUGAAUAUGCAGAUUUCUUGUCUCGUUUGAAUGAUGAUAGAAAUAUCCGGGCUUUAUUUGAGCGAGCAUUAAGUUCCCUGCCACCAGAGGAAUCUGUUGAGUUUGUAAAUAGAUUCAACUGCACAAAGUUUAUAGAUGGAAGUGUUGUAUAUAUGAUCCAAAGGUAUUAUUUGUUAAAAUCCCCUACUUGCACAUACCAUGUUUAUGUUGCCUAUGCUUUGAUGGCAUUUUGUCUUGACAAGGAUCCAAAGGUUGCCCACAAUGUUUUUGAAGCAGGAUUGAAACGUUUUAUGCAUGAACCUGUAUAUGUUCUUGAAUAUGCAGAUUUCUUGUCUCGUUUGAAUGAUGAUAGAAAUAUCCGGGCUUUAUUUGAGCGAGCAUUAAGUUCCCUGCCACCAGAGGAAUCUGUUGAGGUGUGGAAACGAUUUAGCCAAUUUGAGCAAACCUAUGGAGAUCUAGCUAGCAUGUUGAAGGUUGAGCAAAGAAGGAAGGAAGCUUUGUCUAGAACAGGUGAAGAGGGAGCUUCUCUACUAGAGAAUUCACUUCAAGAUGUUGUGUCACGAUACAGUUUCAUGGAUCUUUGGCCUUGUUCUUCAAAGGAUUUGGAUCAUUUCGCUAGGCAGGAGUGGCUUGCUAAAAACAUGACUAAGAAAGUUGAGAAACCAGCUAUCUCUAAUGGAAUUGGGAUUACAGAAAAGGAUCCAACAGUUGUGUCAAGCAAUUCAAGCAAUUCAACUUCUUCUGCUAAAGUUGUUUACCCAGAUACAUCUAAGAUGGUGGUUUAUGAUCCAAGGCAAAAUCCUGGAACUGCAAUGACUCCAAAUGCAACUUCUCCUGCAAUUCUUGUCACCUCCAACCCCUUGUCUACUCCCAUGGUUGGAACAGUGGGUGGUGGAUCAUCCAGUGCAUUCGAUGAAAUACUGAAAGCCACACCACCUGCUUUGGUAGCAUUUUUGGCAAAUUUGCCUGCUGUUGAGGGUAAUCCUUUAACUUCUAUUGCAUUUUUGCAAAGCCUAACAUGAACACUAGUCAAAACUCAAGAAUAAUUUCUAGCUCAUCUGCAUGCUUUUCUUUCUAAAUACAAAUUCUUAUAGAUUUAUAAAAUUGGAGCAUCAUGUCAAUUUUAAUUUUUCAUUUUGAUGGUCUAGAUUUUUCUUCUUGCUGUUACUUUUUGAACAGUGUGAAUCCAUGUCUUUUGAUCUGGACAUAAGAGAAAGAAAUAGUUGGCAAUCUACAAUGUUGCCCUGUGAACAGGGAAUGGCCAUUUUUGAGUGUUCUCAAGAAUAUUGUUUCUAAUAUUUCAUGCUUGUCUGUUCAUUCUCCAAUAAGACAAGUGCUGCAGUGAAAGGCAAUGAUGCAGGGAAGAUAGGGAUAGAACAAACAGAAACUAAGAACCCAUAAAAUUAAAGAUGGAACCAAUAAAACUUAGGUUUGCAACCUCAAGUUUAUUCUCAAAAUAAAGACUGAUGACAAAAGCUGAUUUAGAGAUCUAAAGAUAACUAUAUAUACUAACAGUAGCCAAGAAUUGUAAUUCAAUACCGAUUUGAACUUCUAAUAACCUACUAAUUCUAGUCCUAAUUAAAAGUCACAUGCUAUCCAUAUGACUUUCCUAAAAUUAAAACUUAGAUUCCAAAUAAAACUCAAACUUAAUGCAAAACUAACAGCCCUAAAACUAAUCAUUUAAAAGAACUCUAUGUUCCCGCAUCAGGCAAUAGGGACAUAGACGACAACAGGUUUAUAUUAGUACAUUAACAAUCAAAAUCGUUGUUUGAUGAACUCAUAGGCUGAGAGGGCUUGUAUGGACAAGCUGGAAUUUUAGUGAACUGCUAUUUCAAAUAGAGCUUUUCUAUGUGC
This is a messenger RNA of Rubroshorea leprosula, 3735 nucleotides long. Lineage: Eukaryota; Viridiplantae; Streptophyta; Magnoliopsida; Malvales; Dipterocarpaceae. The record is from the annotation of a GenBank genome assembly.